GAAAACUCAACUCCCUCCUUUUCUCCAUAACAAAACCAGAGGGCGAUCCAUUUGCGAUCUCCUACGACAAAUCUAGGGUUCCAAAAGCUACCGAUCUCUUCCAAAAAUCUCCGAGAACAGAUCGAGGAUUAGGGUUUCUAGCGAUCCAGAUCUCGCUCGGAGGAUCAGAUGAAGCUAAAGAUCAACAAGGCCUGCGAUCUCAGCUCCAUCUCCGUGCUUCCUCCUAGCAGAUCGAAGGGAAUGACCUGUGGAGCGGAUGGAUCGGGGCUGGGGAGGAUCCAGGGGUCUCAGCACCGAUCCCAAUCUCAGCAGUCGUUUUCCCAAGGGCCGUCGCUCUCUCAGCUCUCUCAGAGCUCUCUGGAGGAGAAUCUCGCUAUCGAUCAGAGGUUUGGCUCUCAAGAGAAGGAUAAUUCAUCAAAGAGGGUCUCAUUUGCUCCUAACAGAUCAGUACGAGAAGAAUCUCAGUUGCAGCUGUCAAGAGCAUCCAACAAUGUCUUGCGCCGUUGGAACUCAUGCUCUGUUCCAGAAAAUAGAUGUCAGAUUAGCGACGAACUUGAACACAGUAUUCGACUUAUGGAAGGUUCAGUAAAUAGGCUGGGGAUAGUUCUGGACUCUGUUCAGGGUGACGUUAUGCAAGUAAAUAGAGCUGUGAAAGAAGUAUCACUGGAAAUGGAGGGAAUACGGCAAAAGAUUUUUCUUCUUGACAAUUCAGUGCAGCAAAUGCUCAAGAGGGAAGAUGAUAUCAAGGCUUUCCUUGAUGAAAGCCUAAAGUCCAUUGCCGACCAAAUAAUCAAGAACUCUAACUCUAACAAAUUAAAUGAGAUUACCUCAGCAUUUUCAGCUUUACCAGAGAAGAUCGAAGCACGUUUACUGAAACUACAGGAAGAAGUUUGUAGGGUCUUUACCAAAGAGAAGGAGGUGAUAGUUAGUGUCAGGAAGCCCUCCAAUAAUAAAUGUACAGAUUCAAUUCAGUCCACAGUGAAGAUGUUCAAUAUGGAUCAUAAACAGUCUCUAAAGAGCCACAUACCAGUAGUAGAACUUCCAGAUGCGCCUUUGUUGGGUAAUAAGAAAAGGAAUCCAGUUUCAAAGGUCGAAGAGGGAAAAUCAAGGGCACUGGAACCAAAAUUGACUAAUUCUAAGCAUCAUAUGGCACUCAAACAGGAAGCAAUUCCUCAGAGGAUGCAGGGAAAAGAUUUUAGAGUAGUCAUUGACUUAGAUGAGGACAACGAUGGAGUUGGCUCCUGCUUGGUGAAGAAGGAAACAGGAAAGGAGAUCUAUCUGAUGGAUGAAGCUAGGGAAGAGACUAUGAGAAUCCUCAGGAAAGCAAGGAAAAGAAGAAGAAGACUCAUGAAUCCUGUAAUUGCAAUUUGAAGUUAUGAUGCCAACCCACAUGUUAUUAACCAGUUGGCAUCACAUGUACACAGUUACUCAAAAUUCCCAAUUUUAUAUUAGGAUGAUUAAGAUGCUCCUGUUGAGACUAAUAUGAAUGCAAUUGUUAAUGGCAAGUACAAUCUGUUGUAAAAGAAAAAUAUUACUAUGUUCAAUUAAUAUAGUUGUUU
Molecule: messenger RNA, 1559 nt
Organism: Phoenix dactylifera (date palm)
Lineage: Eukaryota; Viridiplantae; Streptophyta; Magnoliopsida; Arecales; Arecaceae
Gene: PRD3
Product: putative recombination initiation defects 3
Biological process (GO): microsporogenesis; chromosome organization involved in meiotic cell cycle; embryo sac development
Cellular component (GO): nucleus
Source: RefSeq, a predicted model, not a curated record